This is a messenger RNA of Osmia bicornis bicornis, 3004 nucleotides long. RefSeq names its product serine/threonine-protein kinase ICK. The transcript is spliced from 12 exons. NCBI's taxonomy places the organism in Eukaryota, Metazoa, Arthropoda, Insecta, Hymenoptera, Megachilidae. Gene Ontology annotation, cellular component: nucleus; cytoplasm; cilium. Gene Ontology annotation, molecular function: protein serine/threonine kinase activity; ATP binding. Gene Ontology annotation, biological process: intracellular signal transduction; intraciliary transport; protein phosphorylation. The record is from RefSeq and is a predicted model, not a curated record. Bases 720 to 2480 code for a protein of 586 amino acids.
AAAAAAGGUACGGUCAAUGAACGAACCAACACAAGGGUCGUAAUACCUUCCAAUGGUUCAAGUUUUAGUUAGCAUUUGUAACCAUGGAUACACAGCGAAGCAUGGCCGCUCGAUUAACAGUUUGCGAAUAAACGUUGCGCAGAAAGGUGAUCAAAUACGUGGAAUGCUGUUGAAUCAAGUGAUUUUUCUCCUCGUACACCACUCAUUACGACCAGCGAAACUUAACUAUCGACGAAAAUCAAUAAUGGACGAGCUUUAGAUCGAGUAUAGGAAAGGUCGUCGUGUAUUUCGUUGACGACACGCGAACAGUCUAAUAUUACACGAUGAAAACAAUCAAACUCGAAAAUACAUGGCGUUUCAGUAGGCUUGGAAGAACCGUUUUUACUACACUGCGAAUGGACAAGGAAUGAAUCGACGCCCAAUUUCAGAAAUGAAAAAUAAUGGCCCCGGGCCUUCAAUGUGUUUAUCGACUCUGAUGACAGAGCUAGGUCUUUUGUUUAAUGGGCAGUGUCUCUCAAUGUAGAGAUUCAUUUUUGCACAAACCAAAUAAUUUUCUAUGAAAUUAAUUAUCAAAUUAAUUAUUAGAAUAUUAAUAAUCUAUGAAAUGUCAUCGCGGUUAAAUUUGCGUUAAUAAUGUUAAAAAUUGUUAUGAUGCGACAGAGGUACUUAACAAAUCAGCUGACAAGCUGAAGGGAAAAGCAUAGAGAAACCAAACACUGAUGAAGAUGAACCGAUACAUCACUUUGAAUCAACUGGGGGAUGGAACUUUCGGUUCCGUCGUUCUUGGAGAACGCAUUGAUACUGGUGAGAAGGUCGCUAUAAAAAGGAUGAAGAGGAAAUACUAUUCCUGGGAGGAAGCAAUGAAUUUGCGUGAAGUUAAAUCCUUGAAGAAACUCAGUCACGCAAACGUGGUGAAACUGAAGGAGGUAAUCCGUGAGAAUGAUGUACUGUACUUUGUCUUUGAGUACAUGAAGGAAAACCUUUACCAACUGAUGAAGGAUAGGGACAAACUUUUCCCCGAACCGGUGAUCAGAAAUAUAGUUUACCAGGUAUUGCAAGGACUGGCGUUCAUGCAUAAGCAUGGUUUCUUUCAUCGCGACAUGAAACCUGAAAAUUUAUUAUGCAUGGGUCCGGAGUUGGUGAAGAUCGCCGAUUUUGGAUUAGCCAGAGAAAUAAGGUCGAGGCCUCCAUACACGGAUUACGUGUCCACGAGAUGGUACAGAGCACCGGAAGUACUGCUCCAUUCUACGACCUACAACAGCCCGAUCGAUAUUUGGGCAGUGGGCUGCAUCAUGGCCGAAUUGUACACAUUUCGACCAUUGUUCCCUGGGAAAAGUGAGAUCGAUGAAAUCUUUAAAAUAUGCUCUGUAAUCGGUACCCCAGAGAGGGACGAUUGGCCGGAAGGGUAUCAAUUAGCAGCCGCCAUGAAUUUCAAAUUUCCAAAUUUCACUCGCACCUCGUUGAACGUCCUAAUACCAAAUGCCAGUCAAGAGGCAGUGAUACUUAUGGAAGACAUGCUGCAAUGGAAUCCUAUUAAAAGGCCCACAGCGCAACAGUCUUUAAGGUAUCCCUAUUUUCAAGUGAACGUUCCGCGUGCGAUUAACAGCAAAAAGAUUGGGGUCACCUCUCAACGAGAUCUUGUUUUAAACAAAGUAAAUCUUCCUCCUCCCAUGCCCAAACAGUACUACUCACAACAAGAUAUUCUUAACACGUUAGAAUCCAGUAUAAUAUAUUUCAACAUCUUUAGAGCGCAAGAGAAAAUGGUACAACCGACGCAAGAGCAACCGACGCUGCCCAUACUGAAUCAUAACAAUUACCUUCGCGAUAAUAAUCCCUCGAAAAUGGACGAGGACGAUUUUGCCGAGCUGUUAGGAAGCAAGAUCGUUCCCGAGAACGCAAUCCUUGCCCCAGAACGAGUGUAUAAAGAGAACCGUGCCAAUUGGAACGAGAAUUAUUUGCCAGACAAUCCGAAUCAGAGCAACGGGAACUGGGUGUUACCGCCUUGGAACGAACCGGCUGCGAUCAGUUGGAAUCAGUCGCAGUCGAGCUUGAAAAAUGGUCGAAAAGUAUCGGGGAAACAGCAUUACUUCAGCGUGGCUCGGUACGUCGCAGGGCAGAGCACAAGUUUGUCGUCCAGAAACGGUGAUGCUGAACCAAACCGACCUAGAUUAAUGCGGAAUUUGGUUGGCCAACCUAUGGAGAAGUAUGAAGAAUUCACGGACUCCUUCUGGGUGCCAAGGAACUCGGUUGAAAAUCAAACGAAGCAAUAUUACCUACCCCGAAAUCGUUAUAUUACAGAUCAGACGUUGAGGUUGCCCUAUCCUAGCGUUUAUGGUACACAAACGAUCAAAUUAAUUAAUUUGAUAGAAACAACAAAUAAGGGAACCCAUCAACCGAAUGUCUAUGGAAGUGUACUGAACACAAAGGGAAGUGGAGGUCUUCAUGGAAGAACUGAUUGGGCUGCUAAGUAUCUGAAAUAACUGCAUCAAAAGCAUUACACAUAUACCCAAGUUAGCGUAUACAAUUUAUUCAACUGUGAUAAAAUGACGUUUGUCGUUUCAUUGCAUUGCGAGGAAGACGUAAGUGAAUGAUACAAUGAUACGAAUAAUACAAAAGAACCAACUUACAAAAAAUUCAUACUUUUAAAAAUGUAAUCACUUCAUUAAUUAUUUUUUUCAAUUGCACGCAAGUGAUCACAUUUUUAAAAUAAUCUCGUUAAGCUCUAGUGGUCAAUGUUCAUGUAAUGAUAAUUAGGAAAAAAACAAUUUAUAUAUUUUACCUUUCUUAUAGUGUUAUUGAAUUAAUUGUUGAGUAAUGCUGUUUUGAUAAUACUUACAUUAUAAAAUUCAGUAUAUUAAUCUUUUUUUUUUUAAUAAUUUACUAAAUAGAACUGUUGUAAAAGACAGUAAUGACUAAUGAUAAUGGUUAAAAAUGUAAUGUUUGAUUCCUAAAGAGUAUAAUACUUGGAUAAGAUAUAUUAAAGAAUAUAAUAUAUAUAUAUAUA